This is a messenger RNA of Anoplopoma fimbria (sablefish), 5149 nucleotides long. RefSeq lists its product as uncharacterized. The record is from RefSeq and is a predicted model, not a curated record. Gene Ontology annotation, biological process: regulation of transcription by RNA polymerase II. The transcript has 7 exons. Bases 792 to 3734 code for a protein of 980 amino acids. NCBI's taxonomy places the organism in Eukaryota, Metazoa, Chordata, Actinopteri, Perciformes, Anoplopomatidae. Gene Ontology annotation, molecular function: DNA-binding transcription factor activity, RNA polymerase II-specific; protein binding; RNA polymerase II cis-regulatory region sequence-specific DNA binding.
UUUUUUUCAGGUCGUUGAAGUGGCGAUGCUGAGCCGAUAGCUGCGUCAUCAUGCUGCUUCCGACUCGAGUUGGCCAAAAGAAAUCUCAAGUUAACGCCAGAGGUGAGGCUGCCCCGCCGGCAUCCGGGCCCGGAGGCCACUCCCGACCCCUGGAGUAGAUGGACGACGGGCUGCAGGUGUGGUGGUUUACGGAGACCCGGUCCACGCGGUGACACUGGUGACUUUACAUCACUUGGCUCGAGGGUUUAUUGGCGCGAUAUACACCCCCCUCACACACACACACACACACACACACACACACACACACACACACACACACACACACACACACACACUGAAUUGAUUAUCAAACAUUUUAUAUUAAUGCUGCGUCCCCAAUUAAAUAAAUAAAAAGAAAUGCUGUAACUACAUUGAUAUGUGAGGGAUGUUAACCACAACUGGAGAGUGACAAGUGAUGCGUUCACUGACAGCUGGGGCACCUUACAACGCAGCACCCCUCUCAGUGAAAAGCUGCUGACUCCCAUCUGCUGCUGAUGAGAGACGCUGUGGUUUCAUUUGAGCUCAUUGGCUAAGGGUAUGUCAGACUGGUAGCAGGGUGGUUUUGUGCUCUGCUGUCUGCUGUCACCGUAUCCACGUGGACUUUGUUUCAGGUCGGUGGGUAAAGUUUGCCUCAGCCGAGCACCACUGCAACGCCGCUGGGUGUUUGGUUCCUGCAGAGAAAAGGAGGCAGCCGCGGUGCUUCUAAACCUGGAUAAAGUUCAAUACACACAUCCUAGUAUAUACCUGUUAAAAUGGCCGGCGACUGCACCCGUGCCAGUUCCCGUUACGCGAACGCGGAGACGUUGCGUCCGUCCACACCGGGGUCGGAUGGAGCCGGAGAGACGGAGGCAGCCGGGAACUCCAAAGGGCGUGGACUGCCCGCACGGUGGUCGCCCAACUUCGAGAUGAUAGACGGGCUGCUGUACCGCAAGAAGCUGGAGAGGGGCUUCGUCAACUACCGGGAGGUUUUGGACGAGGACCGGAGACAUGAGGCCCUCAACACCUUUCACCGGAGGCGGCUCGGCCAGCGCCACCUCUCCCUGGAGGAGACGUAUAAAUGCGUGGCUGAAAACUACUGGUGGGAAGGGAUGUACUUCCAGAUCAGAGAUUUUGUCCUGGGCUGUCUAGAGUGCCAGCGCAUCAAGAAAACAGAGGAGCUGGGUGCCAGGGGAUGUGUCACAAAGACGAUGGUGUCACACAGUGCUCACAUGCUGAGCAAGCUGAGGAGUCAGCGGGAGGCGGGGCUGUUCUGUGACAUUACACUGCGGACGAACGGGCGAUCCUACUCUGCCCACAGAGCUGUCCUGGCCGCCGUCAGCGAUCACUUCCAGGAAAUCUUCACAGAAAUGGACUCGGGCAUGAAAGCAGACAUAGAUCUCACGGGUUUUAGUGAGGACAGCCUCCUGUCUCUGCUGGAUUUCUCCUACUCCUCCACUCUGUGUGUUCGCCAGGAGGACCUACCUGAAGUCAUCGCCAUGGCCCGCCACCUGGGCAUGUGGCCCGCAGUGGAGGCCUGCUCCGCUCUCAUGAAGGAGCAGGAGCAGAAACUGCACCCUGGCAAGGACUUUACCUCGGCCUGUGCCGGUGCAUGUCACGAGCGUUACUGCCAGCAGAGGGAAGGCAAAAGGAAAAGGGUUUUUGGGCCAGAGGACAGUGCUCACAACAGCUUCAAUCUAAUGUUUGAUGCAUCAGAUGAGUCUUUAGAAGGAAGUCCAAGGCGAAACCUGCGUAGGACAGCGAAAGCCCAAUGCCAUAAUGGUCUCCCUCUUAGCCCCUCACACAGGAUGAAGCUCAUGGACUUCAAAUCUCCCUCUUCCAAGAAAGCUACCACAUCUCGACACACAAUAACCAACCCACAAUCACAGAAUUGCUCGUGCAUAUCACCAUCAAACACCCGUCUUCUCCGCUCCUCUCCCGGGGCUGCCAUAGAGGUUCAGAGAUUUUUACCCAUGCCAGAGAGCCCUCGACGAAGCAAAAAACCUCACUCCAUCACCCAGCUCUCCCACACCUCCAUCUCAAGGGUUAAGAAGAUCGCUGUGUGCAGCCCUGUGAGGGUAAAGCAGGAAGUAGAGGAGGUUGGAGAGGAUGAACAGGAUCAUGCGAGAGCACAGGAGAAGUACAAGCUGAUGAAUGUUCUUGGGUUACAGAGGACCGCCCUCCUCCCCAGACCAGAAGAUCUGAUUGGCUGGAGACAAAAGAAACGACUGAGGAAGCUAAAGGCUAACAACUAUUCCCUGACAAAGCGGCGAAAACCACGCCCCCCCUCCCCAGGACUGCCGUAUGGGGCUUUGACACUGUCACUUCCCCUCUGUAACCCAAUUAACACUCACAUCCUCAACAAGUCAGUAAAGACCAAGCCUGUGGGUCCAGUCAGCACAGAGCAGAUGAUGGCAAAAAGGCCAAAGGCCAUCCGGCGACACGUCCCUCCAAGUGACAGGAGCAUGCGGAGUCAGGGUGUGUUGCCGGACAUGUUCCAGCCUGCAUUUAGGCCUCCCUUCGGUGGGAGGGAGCUCAGGCGGUCCGUGAGGAAGGGUGACAGCGCCCACCUUCCUGCCCAGCAGCCGCGGCGACGCAACACCAACAAAACUCUUGUGAGAAACACAGUCAGUAUCAAAUCAGAACCAAUUGAAUACUCUGUCUCAGGUUAUCCUCUUUCAUCAAACAGUCGCUGUGGCCACACGCCUCACAAAUCCCCACCUACACACAGGACAGAAGCCAAAAAUAAGGUCACUGUAGAGACGGUCAGAACGCUGCGUUACAACAGCAGCCGACCAGCACCGAAGGCCAAGCUCAGGCGGGUCUCCUCAGUGGAGGUGGAGAAGACAAAGUGUAAGCCCAGAGAGGAGGGAAGGAAUAUUGGGGUCAUGGAUACUAGUCCUAGAGUCAAGGUUAAUGAACCUGGUGGGCACCAGUUUUCGGAGCAUGCACCUCCGGCGUCAAUCUACAACCACCCUCUGUACAAAGUCAUCAAAGAGGAGCCUGCAGAUCCCGUGCCAGUUGGAGUACCCUUCUCUGAUCCGCCUUCAUUGGACCUGGGCAAGCGCCAGAGCAAGCCCCCCAUUAAGUUACUGGACUCAGGCUUUCUUUUCAGCUUCUGUCGGCCUGCAGGGGGGCCAAUAGCAGGACUGAAGAAAGAGGAGGAGAGCGUGGAUAUCUGCCUAACGCGCUCUGUGUCACAAGUCGGGGAGAGAUUUGCAGCGGAGGAGUCCCCCCACAGGGCACUGAGAGCCAGAGGGCCAGCCCCGCUGCCCGUGGUGAAGAAGGAGAGGAGCGUGAGCCAAAGCAGGCCUCAGAGACCCAGGCAAAAGUCCCGACAAAGCACUCUUCACCUGGCCAAAUCUGUCGGGUCAAAGGCCGCAAAGACCACGCCAAAGCAGCAAGCUAAACUCCCUCCGAGCAGCAGGAGCUGUGUCAUGCCGGAUUCUGUACGUCGGGCGAGGCUAAAGCGGCUUCGAGGGCCUCGCAGUCAAGUCCCCAAAGUCCCAAAGGCGGCCCAUGCCUGUGUGCAGUGCUCGGCCUCCUACAACGACUGUGAUGCUCUAAUCAUGCAUCGCCUCAGGCACAUCGAGGGCAAGCACUGGCCAUGUCUGCUCUGUAGUAAGACGUUCUUUCGACUGAGGAAUGUACGGAACCACAUCCGCACCCACGACCCAAAGUUGUACAAAUGUCGGAGCUGCAUUGCUGCUGGUUCCUGAGGGUCUGCUCGAGCACAGAGACCGAGGAUGGAGGCUUUCAGUGUGUGACACCGGCGCCGCCAAAGACGCAUGACCGAUCAGCAGCUUGUACAUAAUGCAUUCGUCAAACACAAGCACAACGGGCUGUGGAAAAGGCAUAAUUACUCUGAUUCUAAUCAUUGGCGUCGUCAACGAUCGCUAUUGUUAAUUAAACAACCGGGCCGAGGGUUGCUGGUCCCGUUUGCGUUUCCGGAGCUACAAAAGGUUAAACUUGAACAUUUACACUCAGGGGUUGGGGAAUGUGAUGCCACGGUAUAAAGUGAUUUUAACGUCACGGUUGUGUAUAAAAUGAAAUGUAAAGUGAUUGUUAUAACUAUUACUACUACUACUUAUUGUUAUUAUUUUUCUAUGUAUAGAUGAAUUUUGAGUGCACUUAUAUCAUAGCUUAUGUUGUAAACCUAAGAAGUGGGGAUGAAAUUGAAGGUUUGGAGUUCACGGCGGGGGAAAACUUGAAGUGAUUAAAAGUGCUGGAGGGAAUACUUGAAGUUGCCGAUGGUCCUAGGAGUGAGGCGGUCCUUUGGGUGUUUCAGUGGGUCUUUGUCCUUUUGGUGUGCUAACUUUUGAACGACUUGACCGGUCUGUCCCUCCUUACGUAUUUAUCUCUCAUAGUCUCUCAUAGUCCGUAAAUCGGGGAUUCGACUGCGGGCUGGCAUGGUGACACCACUGCAUGUGUAUUUGCAGGCCAUUUGUGGUCCACUGUCUUUUCUAAGGCUGCCAAUUUUAAAAAGGGAAAUGUCUUGUUUUUUAAUGUGAAUUUCUGAGUAGUGAAUCAACACAGCUGUGUCAUUACAGAUGUUUUAUUGAUCUCUUCCACCUCGAUCCAAAAAAGGACAAUCGUCGUCUUGUUCUACCUAAAUUUCCCCUCCUACUGAAUAAAUGCAAUGUGUUCACAUUAAGAGAUAUUUAAGUUUCACAAAUUGAUUUUAGAAAUAAAUGAGCUGUCUAUUGCUAUCUGUUAAAAGACUAAAUAAAUUGUUGCCUUUUAAAUCUUGUUAUUCUGGCUUUAAUUACAUGUUUUAUGUUAUAUUAUUGUGCUGUAAUAAAAGGAACAAAGGACGGUGUAGCAAAUGUGACUCAAUUAUGUAGAGAUAUAAUUGUUCUAUUGCCAAAAAUUACUCUUAUCUUGUUUUUAUUUUUGACCACUGAUUAUUUUUGUCAAAUUAUGUGUCACCUUUGUAAGCGAUGUGUAUCAUGUUUUGAGUUCUUCUUAUAGAUCAUAUACAGAAGUAGAACUGAAACAAGUAGCAGCUUAACUGCUAUUAAGCCAUAUGAUGAUUAAUUGGUUUCAAGCAAAAAUGCAAAACAUUAUGUGGGUCCAGCCUCUCUGGGGGUAUUUGCUGCUUUUCAUUGUCUUGUGUAAUAUUAAAGUCAAUUUG